UUCUUCCAAUUUAUCAACAAUAAAAAUUGUUUACAUCACUUAAAAUUGUGAAAUAAUAUAGAUGUCCCCAAAAAAAAAAGGAAUUAAAUCUGUUUUAAGCAACAAAAAUCUUUCGGCAAACAAAAUAAUCUCAAAAUAAAAAUGGCAGCAUGAUUAUAUAUUUUCGGAGAUAUUUAAAUUUCCUAUGAUAAUACGGUUCACAAGGUCAAGCAAUUGGUAACUCAGUUUAGUAUUAUACUGUAUUAGUGCCGUGAAGUUGAGUGCCUUUAGUUCAAACCCAAAAUGGCACUAAAUAAGGUGUGCGGAAGGUGUUUAAGGGCACUGAUGAGUGAAAAGGGUGUUCUGGGUAGUGCAGUGAUAAAACGUAAUCAUUUUGUUUACACUGCGGACACAAACUCGCCUGUUAAAGGUGACACCAAAAAGAUGAACAUGUUCCAAGCCAUCAACAGUGCAAUGGACAUCGCCCUUCAAACGGACAAAUCGGCAAUGAUCUUCGGAGAGGACGUUGGAUUUGGAGGCGUUUUCCGUUGCACCAUGGGCCUACAAGACAAAUACGGUAGAGAAAGAGUCUUCAACACACCACUGUGUGAACAGGGCAUUGUUGGUUUCGCCAUUGGUGUAGCGAAUAUGGGAUCCACAGCCAUUGCUGAAAUCCAAUUUGGAGAUUACAUCUUUCCCGCUUUUGAUCAGAUAGUAAAUGAAGCUGCCAAAUGCCGUUACAGAAGCGGCGGUAUAUUCGAUAGCGGCAAACUUACAAUAAGGGCGCCGUGCGGAGCUGUUGGACACGGUGGAUUGUACCACUCGCAAAGUCCUGAGGCUUACUUCGCUCACACACCCGGUUUGAAACUUGUUGUUCCACGAGGACCAAUUAAAGCAAAGGGAUUAUUAUUAAGCUGUAUUCGUGAUCCUGAUCCGUGUAUAAUUCUAGAACCAAAAUGUUUAUACAGGGCGGCAGUAGAAGAAGUGCCAACUGGAGAUUAUCAACUACCCAUUGGAAGAGCUGAUAUUUUACAGAAAGGCAAUGAUGUUACGUUGAUAGGUUGGGGAACACAGGUCCACGUAUUGAAAGAAGUGGCUCAGCUGGCAAAGGAAAAACUGAGUGUGUCCUGCGAAGUUAUAGACCUUGUCUCGAUUUUGCCCUGGGACAAGGAGACCGUCUGCGAAUCCGCCAAGAAAACAAAACGUGUUUUAAUUGCACAUGAGGCUCCAUUAACUUCAGGGUUUGGCGCUGAGCUUGCUGCAACUAUACAGGAGGAGUGUUUCUUGCAUCUUGAGGCUCCAAUCGCAAGGGUCACGGGCUUCGACACACCAUUUCCCCACGUUUUCGAACCUUUCUACUUACCAGACAAAUGGCGUUGCUUACAAGCCAUCCACAAUUUAUUGAAUUAUUAACUUGUCAAAUAAACAUCCAAUUUAUUAUA
This is a messenger RNA of Aethina tumida (small hive beetle), 1421 nucleotides long. RefSeq names its product 2-oxoisovalerate dehydrogenase subunit beta, mitochondrial (gene BckdhB). The transcript is spliced from 7 exons. Lineage: Eukaryota; Metazoa; Arthropoda; Insecta; Coleoptera; Nitidulidae. Bases 283 to 1392 code for a protein of 369 amino acids. The record is from RefSeq and is a predicted model, not a curated record. Gene Ontology annotation, molecular function: catalytic activity. Gene Ontology annotation, biological process: branched-chain amino acid catabolic process; response to nutrient.